AUAACAAAUAUUUUCUCCAAUUUAAAUAUUUAAGGACAUUAAAGAGAACUUGAUAAGAUGUCCAACUUAAAGAAGAUAGGAAAUGAAGAACGUGAAUCCAAAUUUGGAUAUGUGUUUGCUGUGUCAGGACCUGUGGUGACAGCUGAAAGAAUGGCUGGAUCUGCUAUGUACGAGUUGGUCCGUGUCGGUUAUUAUGAAUUGGUUGGUGAAAUUAUUCGUCUGGAAGGUGACAUGGCGACCAUUCAGGUAUACGAGGAAACUUCAGGUGUCACUGUUGGUGAUCCCGUGUUGAGAACAGGAAAACCAUUAUCAGUAGAGUUAGGUCCAGGUAUCAUGGGAAGUAUUUUUGAUGGAAUUCAACGUCCAUUGAAAGACAUCAAUGAACUUACACAGUCGAUUUACAUCCCGAAAGGUGUCAACAUUCCUGCUCUUUCCAAAACAACUGCAUGGGACUUCAACCCAUUGAAUGUCAAGGUUGGAUCGCAUAUCACUGGAGGUGACUUGUAUGGAGUUGUCCAUGAAAAUACUUUGGUGAAGCACAAGCUGUUGGUUCCACCACGCGCUAAAGGAACAAUUCGUUACAUCGCUCCACCUGGCAACUACACAGUUGAAGAUGUCAUCCUGGAAACAGAGUUCGAUGGCGAAGUCAACAAAUACACGAUGUUGCAAGUGUGGCCCGUACGUCAACCACGUCCCUGCACUGAGAAGUUACCUGCCAACCAUCCAUUGUUGACUGGUCAACGUGUAUUGGAUUCUUUGUUCCCUUGCGUUCAAGGCGGCACAACUGCCAUUCCCGGAGCUUUCGGUUGUGGAAAGACUGUCAUUUCUCAAGCUCUUUCAAAAUAUUCCAACUCUGAUGUCAUCGUCUACGUUGGAUGUGGAGAGCGUGGUAAUGAGAUGUCAGAAGUAUUGCGUGACUUCCCCGAACUUUCAGUUGAAAUUGACGGCGUUACUGAGUCCAUCAUGAAGCGUACAGCGCUCGUAGCCAACACAUCCAACAUGCCUGUCGCUGCUCGUGAAGCUUCCAUUUAUACUGGCAUCACUUUGUCUGAAUACUUCCGUGACAUGGGCUACAAUGUGUCUAUGAUGGCUGAUUCAACUUCUCGUUGGGCUGAGGCUCUUCGUGAAAUUUCAGGUCGUCUUGCUGAGAUGCCUGCUGAUUCCGGUUAUCCAGCUUAUCUUGGCGCUCGUCUCGCUUCCUUCUACGAACGUGCUGGUCGUGUUAAAUGCUUAGGUAAUCCAGAACGUGAAGGCUCCGUCUCAAUUGUUGGUGCUGUGUCACCACCCGGUGGUGAUUUCUCUGAUCCCGUCACAUCAGCUACUUUGGGUAUUGUGCAAGUGUUCUGGGGAUUGGAUAAGAAGUUGGCUCAAAGAAAACAUUUCCCAUCUAUCAAUUGGUUGAUUUCAUACAGUAAAUAUAUGCGAGCUUUAGAUGACUUCUAUGACAAAAACUUCCCCGAAUUCGUUCCACUCCGAACUAAGGUCAAGGAAAUCUUGCAAGAAGAAGAAGAUUUGUCGGAAAUCGUGCAACUCGUUGGUAAAGCUUCAUUGGCUGAAACAGAUAAAAUCACAUUGGAAGUUGCGAAGCUCUUGAAAGAUGAUUUCUUGCAACAGAACUCUUAUUCGUCAUACGAUCGUUUCUGUCCCUUCUACAAGACCGUAGGAAUGCUCCGUAACAUCAUCGCAUUCUACGAUAUGGCUCGUCAUGCUGUUGAAUCAACAGCACAAUCAGAGAACAAAAUCACAUGGAAUGUCAUCCGUGAUUCAAUGGGCAACAUGCUUUACCAAUUGUCAUCAAUGAAAUUCAAAGAUCCAAGUUUAAGAUCAAGAAAGUAUCUGAAUAGAGCCAUAGAAAUGGCUAAUCAAAAUGAGAAAAUCCUCAUGAGUUUGUUAUCAAUCGUGGAAAACGAUAAAUGUUGCGAUUGUGGUAGCAGAGAUGUUGAAUAUGCAUCAUACAAUCUCGGAAUAUUUUUAUGCUGCGUUUGUUCACAAAUUCAUCGAAGUCUCGGAAGUCAUUUGUCAAAAAUCAAACAUUUAUCGUUAGAUUAUUGGGAAGACUCACAAAUCAGACAGUUGAUGGAUAUAGGAAAUAAAAAGGCCAAACUUGAAUAUGAGAAAAGAAUUCCAGCAUGCUACAGAGUCCCGAAAGCGGGUGAACAACAUUUACAGACGCUUUUGGAACAAUUCAUAAGAUCAAAAUAUGAACGAAGAGAAUUUGCAAAUCCAAGACAAAUGCCAAGUUUUACUCUCGGUAAGAUGGAAAAUUAUCUGAUGAAAAAAGGAAAAGAAGAUAACAAAUAUCAUCCGAGAAAGUUUGUCUUAAACGAAACAGACGACACACUUCGGUAUUACGUCAAAGAAGAAAAAAGUCCAAAAGCAAUCCUAAGAAUAUCUGAAUUAAAUGUAGUAUUUGCACGACAAUUUAAAUCUGACAUGGUGCACAAAAAUUGCUUACAAAUAACUUAUCUCAGCCCAGCAAAUUCGACUCGUCACAUUUUUGUUUAUCAUGAAGAUGCAGAAAUCAUCAUUAAUUGGUAUCAAGCAAUUCGAUGUGCAAAACUGCAUUACUUUCAAGUUGCAUAUCCAAGUGCAAACGAAUCAGAUCUUUUACCUUUGCUUACAAAAGAUUUUGCACGUGAAGGAUAUUUAAUGAAAACUGGCCCUCGACCCACCGAUGCGUAUCGUCGACGAUGGUGCACACUUGAUCGACGAAAGCUUAUGUAUCACAACGACAUUCUUGAUGGUUUUCCAAAAGGCGAAAUAUUUAUUGGUCACAGUUUGGAUGGAUAUUGUAUUCGAGUAGGAGUGGCAAAUGAUUUCAAGGAUCAAGGAUUUAGUUUCAGCUUAUUUACCCCAGAAAGAAUUUACAAUUUCUCAUCAUCAACAUCACAAGAUCGUGAUGAAUGGAUGAACGCCAUUCAAAAAAUCAUUGAUAAGCCUCUUACACCAGCUGAUAUAUCACUCUGUGCUCGCCUGGAGAGAAAAAGAAAUGUCACAAUGAACUUUCUAUCAGGGAGAUAACAGCAGCAAUCAUAGAUAAUAUAAAACAAUCUCAUAAACUAAAUUUCUUGCAUUGCAUUUUCAAUAUAGCUCAAUACUAAAGUUUGGUUUUAUAUAUAAAUAUUAAUGAAAAGAAAAUGAAAGAAAAAAGAAGAAUUGAAUGAAACGUCUGCAAUAUAUUUGAUGAUAGACGCAAUUUAAUGAGAAACAUAUCAGUGUGUUGAACAGAGAGCGAUUCGCUUUAGUUAAAUUAAUAUAACUAUCUACAUAAGUAAGUAGAAAUAUUCUAACAAUGCAAAAAUCGAACCUUCGUAGACAUCCAAAUCACUGCCGAUAGAAGAAGGAAGGAAGAUUAAAGUAAGAAAUUUUACCAAAAUAGUUUGAAUCUAAAAUAAGCUUAGCGGAAAAUUUUAUUGGUAUUCUAAAGUAAUAACUUAGCAUUGAAAUCUUUUGUGUGUUUUAAAACGACGAAGAUCUUAUAUAUCUACUAUUUAGAUUAAUUCUAUAGACUGUGUAAUGGAACUUAUCACAAUAUCUUUUAAUCAGGGAAGAAAAAUAAAUUGCUCGAAAAUAAUAUAAAGCUAAAAUAAUUUGAGAUCAUAAAUCGAUACAUUACGAGAGUGAUCUUGAACGAAAAGCAAAGCGCAGGUAUCUAAUUGACAUUCAUUAAUUGAAGUUAUAAAAGUUAUAUUUUUCGAGCAUCGCAUGCUUUUAAUUCAAACGUUAACUAAUAUUCCCAGAAGUAUUCUUGAGGUUUUAUUUAGCUGAUAUAAUUGGAAUUUUGAGCGUCAAUAAUCUAUUUAAAAAUACCCUUGCAUCACCUUGAAAGAACUCAUAAAACAUAGCAAACUUUAUUCUCCAUCUCACAUUCAAUAAAAUUGGGUUUAGCCCAACAAAAUGAAUUUAAAAUCUUUAAUUUACAUCUUAUUGUAAAUGGUGUGCGUUUAACUGAAAAGCAAA
Molecule: messenger RNA, 3960 nt
Organism: Clunio marinus
Lineage: Eukaryota; Metazoa; Arthropoda; Insecta; Diptera; Chironomidae
Source: the annotation of a GenBank genome assembly